CAAGUCCAUUAUAAUUAUUUAAGAUUAAUUUUUAUUUUAUUCUGACUUCUACUAGGUGUCCUUUUAUCACGAUUUUAGAUAGAAUUAUAUUUGUAAAUGUGGGUAUCAAAUUUAUUUUCAGUCGUUUAGUAUACUUCAAUAAUUGGACGGAGGUAAAGCACUGUAUAUGAGAACAAUUAAAGUAUAUGUACCACCACUCACCAAUAAAACAGUAAUAACUAAUAACAACCACGGUCUGUGAUCUUUGAAAGUUAGACCUUAGAAGACCUAAUAGUAGUAAUAUUUAUUAUUAAGUAUUUUUAAUUUGUAUAAGACUAUAGUCCGUGAUGACUGAUGACAAUUAUAAACAAACGAGUGAUUUAGCAAUACUUUUACGGAACAGUUACGGCACAGUCUCGACUUAAUGGAAUAAUAUGCAUUGCGUAGUUAUAUCAUUGUGUUCAGUGUUGCAUACUUAUUACUUACUAUAUGGUUCCUACAACUUGUGUCUUGUACUUUCGUCUGAAUGUCUAAUGUUUAUAAUAACACCCAUUGUUAUUAAACAUACCUUGAUAACACCAGUGGAAACUAACAAAACAUUUUCAAAAGUGUAAUCUGUUAUCACAGUGUAACCAACAUUAAUCACGAAACAUGACUAUUUUUAACGGUUUUUUUAUAUUACUAAAGUAGUGAAGUACGAAGUAUAAUAGUUCAUCUUCAUUAUUCACUAUUCAGUUAUCGAUAGUAUUUAGGAUUAGGACUCAAUCUUAUAAUCAGUCGUUACGAUUUACGAAUUCACAAUUACAUUUGUCAUUUACCCAGUGAACAGUAUAAACAUUAAUACUAACUUCGUCUUUCUUGACUGGAUUUGAAAAUUGUUUUCUUUACAUCAAAUAUGUACAACUAAGAAACCAUUUAAUCAAAUAAUUUUAUGAAUUAUUCAAUUACUAGUUAUUUGUUUGAUAUUUAUAGCAUUUUUAACUGAAAAUGUUCUAAUAACCAAGUUUAUCUUGUGCAGUGUUGUGGUAGUUUUUAGUUAUAAUAUAUAAACAUCUAAAUCUGAUUGAUUUAUACCAUCGAUAAAAGAAACUACCUGACCUAUUUUUACAAAAUAGAUCAAAAUGAAAAAAUCAGCUAAAAUGCGAUUUAAUACCAAGCCAAAACAAAAUGAAAAAGUAGAAAAUAAAUUAAUGAAUGAAAACUCUGGUAGAAUCAAAACAUCAAUAAAAAAUAAGUCAGAUAAAGAAAAUUAUAAUCUUUUUGAUUCUAGUUUAGAAUUAUUUGAUACAUUUAAACCCAGAUCAAAAACAAAAAUUAAUUCUAAACAAAAAUCAAAUGAUAAUACUAAUGCUGAUCACAUUGAUUUUCCAAAAGAAUCGGACAUAGAAUCAAAAAAAAGUAUAAAUUUUGAUAUGUCAAUUCUUAGUAUCAGUUCUGGUUCAGAUGAUAGUUUCAAAUCAUUUACAAGUUUACAUUCAAACCCUAUUCAAAAUAUUAAUUCAAAAGAUUUGUCUUGUACUGAAGGCAGCUUUACUAAAAUCAAAAGCAAAGAUGAAUUUAAAAAUAGUUAUACUACACCAGUUAAAAAGCAUAUUCAAAGCAACCAUCUCUCAGAAUCUGCUAAACUAUUAGACCGCAUCUAUGGUAAAGAAUGGCGAUGUGUUGAUGGAGUACUUCAGAAUUCAAAAACAAAGUAUUUAAGCGAUGAACUCUAUGGAGAUUAUAAUGAGUGUUAUAAUGAAAAUAUUUCAAGCAAAAGUGACAAUGAAAUUAAACGCUCAUUAUCUCGUGAAUUUUCAAAAAAACAUGAAGAAUACAAUAUUCAAAAUAAAGUGGACGAUACUUCAAUAAUUUUAGAAAAUUUCAGUUUAUCCAAUGAUAUAACUGAUAAAUUAAAUAUUAUUCAUCCUUCUGGAAGUCAAAUAGAUUAUAAGUCUUCAAAGCAUCAUACAAAUGAAAACCAACUGAGUAAUUUGAAAACUAAUAAAGACAAAAAAUUGAAAGAAGAUACUGAUAUAAAAAAAAUUGAUGCUCACAAAAAUCUACAAUCUAAAAUACCAAUUAAAUCUAAGUUAGAACCAACACUAUCAUUUUUGAGUUCUCUAUCAUGUUUUACUGGAUCUAUGCAGUGUGAUCCUGAAGCUCAAAAGUAUAAAGUAAAGUUUAAAAAAAACAAAGAUGAUUUAGUGUCAAUAUUAUUUAAAUUAUUCAACAAAGAAGUAUUUGACAAUGAGCUUCCUGCUGAUAUGAAUUUCAAAUGGAAUGCACGAUUAAGGUCAACUGCUGGUGCGUGUUUCAAUAAGCGUUCAGUCAAAAUAAACAAAAAUCUAGAAUGUGAAAGGGUUUCUCGCAUCGAACUUUCUACUAAAAUUAUUGAUACAGCUGAAAGAUUAAGAGAUACAUUAAUUCAUGAACUUUGCCAUGCCGCUUGUUGGAUAUUUAAUGGUAUUUCAGAAGGACAUGGCCCAGCAUGGAAAAGCUGGGCAAAUAAAGCUAUGCAAAAGUUUCCAGAACUCCCAAUUAUAAAAAGAUGCCAUAGUUAUGACAUACAAACUAAAUUUACAUACAAAUGUGUAAAAUGUGGCUAUAGUUUUGGGCGUCAUUCAAAAUCAUUAAAUUUGGAGAAAAAAAGAUGUGGACACUGUUAUGGAGAAUUUGAAUUAAUCAAAAACAAAAUUAAUAAUAACCCAAUCCAUAAUAACAAUUUUCCAGUUGUUCAUGAGGACCCUUUGAAAGAAUUAUAUAAUUUAAAUGAUGUACAAGAAAAGCCUAAACUCCCUAAAAAACUAUCAACAUUUGCUAUAUUUGUAAAAGAAAAUUAUAGCCGAGUAAAAAGAGAAAAUCCUUUAUCAAAGCAUGGUGAAAUAAUGAAAUUACUUGGAUCCCAAUUUGCAACAACUAAAGUAUUGACUCCUGACGAAGUGUUUGAUAAAUUAUUUGAUAGUUAACAAUACUAUUCAAAAUGUAAUUUGAUCUUAGCUUUUUGACGAAGACUAAACAUAUAUUUUUAAAUUAAUAUAAAUUUAAGUUGAAUUUUAGAGAAAUAUAUAAUGAUAUAAUACUAGU
This is a messenger RNA of Myzus persicae (green peach aphid), 3045 nucleotides long. RefSeq lists its product as uncharacterized. Lineage: Eukaryota; Metazoa; Arthropoda; Insecta; Hemiptera; Aphididae. The transcript is spliced from 10 exons. The coding region runs from base 1101 to 2927 and encodes 608 amino acids. The record is from RefSeq and is a predicted model, not a curated record. Gene Ontology annotation, cellular component: nucleus.